AAGCUGUGAAUGAUGUAGAUAAGAGCUGAUCCCUGCAAGAUGUCUGCAGCAAUUGGAAGAGGAGCUCAAAACAUGCAUAUCCACUGCAUCAAACCAGCAUUGAGAAAGGGGUAUCAUAAAAAGAGUGGAGGCGUGGAUACUCCAAGAUUGAACCACGAGGAAGCUAAGAACAACAACUUCUAUGGUGGAUCACCUGCGGAUGCUGAUGUCGUGUGGAUCCCUGAUAGUCGUACUGGAAUCUAUUAUCCUAAGGGACAAGAAAAGGUCAUGGAAAACGUUCCUUCUCAUGCUGCAAAAGAUUACACCGUAAAUUGGUUUUCUAUGCCAUAAGAUCGAUUUGUUGUGAUUUUCUUGUUGUGCAAGUUUGUGGCGUUAUGAAUCGAUAUGAAAUCAUGACGAGAAAUUGAAUAUAAUAAAACUCUUAAAAGAUAUUAUCAUAAAGUCUUGAUCAAC
Molecule: messenger RNA, 453 nt
Organism: Cynara cardunculus var. scolymus (artichoke)
Lineage: Eukaryota; Viridiplantae; Streptophyta; Magnoliopsida; Asterales; Asteraceae
Exons: 2
Coding region: 40-330 (96 amino acids)
Source: RefSeq, a predicted model, not a curated record